CUCGGUGCCAAGAUGAUGGUAGAUGGGAUCCUCCUGUCCCUGUCUGUGAAAGAAUGCCUCAGUGUCCCUCUCCUCCAGCCAUCGCCAACGGGAAGCCUAGCAUCCAGGCCUCGGCUGUGUUCAACAGUGGAACGUCUGUAAAUUACAGCUGUGAGCCCGGCUAUUCCCUUACUGGGCAGGCAUCUAUUUAUUGUACGGCAUCAGGAGUGUGGAGCCCUCCCCCUCCUCGGUGUGAAGAGGUUCUCUGCAUCGCCCCAGAAAUCCAGAAUGGAAGAAAGGUAGCUGGACAUGGACCUGUCUAUCGACACAGGGACACUGUUAGGUUUGAAUGUGAUCCUGGCUACACCCUGAUUGGCAGCCGUCAGAUUCAGUGCCAAGAUGAUAGAACCUGGGAUCCUCCUGUUCCAGUCUGCAUACAGACGUUGCCGUGUCCCCCACCUCCAGUCAUUGUCAAAGGGAAGCACAAUGCCAAGCCACUGGCAGCUUUCCCCAGUGGAACAUAUGUGAACUACAGCUGUGAACCCGACUACACCCUCCGUGGAGAGGCUUCGAUCUAUUGUACCACAUCUGGAACGUGGAGCCACCCUUCUCCUCUAUGUGAAGAGGGCUGUGGUGUCCCAACGAGGUUAAGCUUUGCUGAGCUGAAGAGCGAGUAUAAAAAUCAAUCUUCCUUUCCUGUUGGGAAGACUAUAAACUAUACUUGCCGGCCUGGAUACAGUAGACACCCGCGGAUGCAAUCCACUCUUACAUGCCUUGAAAAUCGAACGUGGUCAGAAGCAUUUGCGUUCUGUAAAAAGAAAUCAUGCGGUCAUCCAGGAGAGCCAGAGAAUGGCAAAGUUAUUGUAACAGAUAUCCUCUUUGGGUCAACCGUCAACUUCACGUGUGAAGAAGGGCACCGGUUGAUUGGACAGCCUUAUAGACAAUGUGAGAUUUAUGGCACGCGUGUUGCAUGGAGUGGUGAAGUUCCCAUUUGCGAGCGUAUUCCGUGUCUUCCGCCUCCUGACAUCCCCAAUGGAAGACACACUGGAGUGAUAAUGGAUGUCUUCUCUUACGGAUCAGUUGUAACCUACAAAUGUGACAGUGGUUACCCACUCACUGGAGAGGCCUCUAUUCACUGUACAACCAAGGACGGGCUAAAUGGAGAGUGGAGUGCGCGUCCCCCUCGUUGUGGAGAGGUUAGAUGCCCAGCCCCGCAGAUCCGGAAUGGAAGAAGAGUAUCUGAUGACAGACAUGUCUAUUCGUAUAAAGACAAUGUUACCUUUGUGUGUGAUCCUGGCUACACCAUGAAGGGUGACAGUCUGAGUCAGUGCCAAACUGAUGACACGUGGGAUCCACCUUUGCCGGUCUGUGAGCUAGUGACAUGCGUAAGCCCAGAAGUGGAGAAUGGCAGAACAAAUGGGGUACAGCCUACCUACAGACCCAGAGACAUCGUUGUGUUUGAAUGCGACCCUGGUUACACCUUGAGCGGUAGCCCCGAGACUCGGUGCCAAGAUGAUGGUAGAUGGGAUCCUCCUGUCCCUGUCUGUGAAAGAAUGCCUCAGUGUCCCUCUCCUCCAGCCAUCGCCAACGGGAAGCCUAGCAUCCAGGCCUCGGCUGUGUUCAACAGUGGAACGUCUGUAAAUUACAGCUGUGAGCCCGGCUAUUCCCUUACUGGGCAGGCAUCUAUUUAUUGUACGGCAUCCGGAGUGUGGAGCCCUCCCCCUCCUCGGUGUGAAGAGGUUCUCUGCAUCGCCCCAGAAAUCCAGAAUGGAAGAAAGGUAGCUGGACAUGGACCUGUCUAUCGACACAGGGACACUGUUAGGUUUGAAUGUGAUCCUGGCUACACCCUGAUUGGCAGCCGUCAGAUUCAGUGCCAGGAUGAUAGAACCUGGGAUCCUCCUGUUCCAGUCUGCAUACAGGCGUUGCUGUGUCCCCCACCUCCGGUCAUUGUCAAAGGGAAGCACAAUGCCAAGCCACUGGCAGCUUUCCCCAGUGGAACAUAUGUGAACUACAGCUGUCAACCCAACUACGCCCUCCGUGGAGAGGCUUCGAUCUAUUGUACCACAUCUGGAACGUGGAGCCACCCUUCUCCUCUAUGUGAAGAGGGCUGUGGUGUCCCAACGAGGUUAAGCUUUGCUGAGCUGAAGAGCGAGUAUAAAAAUCAAUCUUCCUUUCCUGUUGGGAAGACUAUAAACUAUACUUGCCGGCCUGGAUACAGUAGACACCCGCGGAUGCAAUCCACUCUUACAUGCCUUGAAAAUCGAACGUGGUCAGAAGCAUUUGUGUUCUGUAAAAAGAAAUCAUGCGGUCAUCCAGGGGAGCCAGAGAAUGGCAGAGUUAUUGUAACAGAUGUCCUCUUUGGGUCAACCGUCAACUUCACAUGUGAAGAAGGGCACCGGUUGAUUGGACAGCCUUACAGACGAUGUGAGAUUUCUGGCACGCGCGUUGCAUGGAGUGGUGAUAUUCCCAUUUGUGAGCGUAUUCCGUGUCUUCCGCCUCCAGACAUCCCCAAUGGAAGACGCACAUUAAUGAAAAACUUCUUUUAUGGGUCAGCUGUAACCUACAAAUGUAACAGUGGUUACCCACUCAUUGGUGAAGCCUCUAUUCACUGCACAACUGAGGACGGGCUAAAUGGAGUGUGGAGUGCGCGUCCCCCUCGUUGUGGAGAGGUUAGAUGUCCAGCCCCACAGAUCCAGAAUGGAAGAAGAAUAUCUGGUGACAGACAUGUCUAUUCAUAUAAAGACAGUGUUACCUUUGAGUGCGAUCCCGGCUACACCAUGAAGGGUCACGGGUUGAGUGAGUGCCAAACUGAUGACACGUGGGAUCCACCUUUGCCGGUCUGUGAGCCAGCCACGUGCGUAAGCCCAGAAGUGGAGAAUGGCAGAACAAAUGGAGUACAGCCUGCCUACAGACCCAGAGACAUCGUUGUGUUUGAAUGUGACCCUGGUUACACCUUGAGCGGCAGCCCCAAGACUCAGUGCCAAGAUGAUGGUAGAUGGGAUCCUCCUGUCCCUGUCUGUGAAAGAAUGCUGCAGUGUCCCUCUCCUCCAGCCAUCACCAAUGGGAAGCCCAGUAGGCGGGACUUGGCAGUGUUCACCAGUGGAAUGUCUGUAAAUUACAGCUGUGAGCCCGGCUACUCCCUUACUGGACAGGCAUCUAUUUACUGUAUGGCAUCCGGAACGUGGAGCCCUCCCCCUCCUCAGUGUGAAGAGGUUCUCUGCAUCGCCCCAGAAAUCCAGAAUGGAAGAAAAGUUGCUGGACGUGGACCUGUCCAUAGACCCAGGGACACGGUUAGGUUUGAAUGUGAUCCUGGCUACACCCUGAAUGGCAGUCGUCAGAUUCAGUGCCAGGAUGAAGGAACCUGGGAUCCUCCUGUUCCAGUCUGCAUACAGGUGACAUGUGUAAGCCCAGAAGUGGGGAAUGGAAGAACAAAUGGGGUACAGCCUGCCUACAGACCCAGAGACAUUGUUGUGUUCAAAUGCAACCCUGGUUACACCUUGAGCGGCAGCCCCGAGACUCAGUGCCAAGAUGAUGGUAGAUGGGAUCCUCCUGUCCCUGUCUGUGAAAGAAUGCUGCAGUGUCCGUCUCCUCCAGCCGUCGCCAACGGGAAGCCCAGCAGCCAGGACUUGGCAGUGUUCACCAGUGGAAUGUCUGUAAAUUACAGCUGUGAGCCAGGCUACUCCCUUACUGGGCAGGCAUCUAUUUAUUGUACGGCAUCUGGAACAUGGAGCCCUCCCCUUCCUCGGUGUGAAGAGGUUCUCUGCAUCGCCCCAGAAAUCCAGAAUGGAAGAAAAGUUGCUGGACAUGGACCUGUCUAUAGACCCAUGGACAUGUUAAGGUUUGAAUGUGAUCCUGGCUACACCCUGAAUGGCAGCCAUCAGAUUCAGUGCCAAGAUGAAGGAACCUGGGAUCCUCCUGUUCCAGUCUGCAUACAGGCCAUGUGCAUAAGCCCAGAAGUGGAGAAUGGCAGAACAAAUGGGGUACAGCCUGCCUACAGACCCAGAGACAUCGCUGUGUUUGAAUGCAACCCUGGUUACACCUUGAGCGGCAGCCCCGAGACUCAGUGCCAAGAUGAUGGUAGAUGGGAUCCUCCUGUCCCUGUCUGUGAAAGAAUGCUGCAGUGUCCCUCUCCUCCAGCCAUCGCCAACGGGAAGCCCAGCGGCCAGGACUUGGCAGUGUUCACCAGUGGAAUGUCUGUAAAUUACAGCUGUGAGCCCGGCUACUUCCUUACUGGACAGGCAUCUAUUUAUUGUAUGGCAUCUGGAACGUGGAGCCCUCCCACUCCUCGGUGUGAAGAGGUUCUCUGCAUCGCCCCAGAAAUCCAGAAUGGAAGAACAGUAGCUGGACGUGGACCUGUCUAUCGACCCAGGGACACGGUUAGGUUUGAAUGUGAUCCUGGCUACAACCUGAAUGGCAGUCAUCAGAUUCAGUGCCGAGAUGAAGGAACCUGGGAUCCUCCUGUUCCAGUCUGCAUACAGGCGUUGCCAUGUCCCCCACCUCCAUUCAUUAUCAAAGGGAAGCACAAUGCCAAGCCAUUGGCAGCUUUCCCCAGUGGAACAUAUGUGAACUACAGCUGUGAACCUGGCUACACCCUCCAUGGAGAGGCUUCGAUCUAUUGUACCACAUCUGGAACUUGGAGCCAUCCUUCUCCUCUAUGUGAAGAUGGCUGUGGUGUCCCAAUGAGGUUAAGCUUUGCUGAGCUGAAGAGCGAGUAUAAAAAUCAGUCUUCCUUUCCUGUUGGGAAGACUAUAAACUAUACUUGCCGGCCUGGAUACAGCAGACAGCCGCAGAUACCACCCACGAUUACAUGCCUUCAAAAUCGAAUGUGGUCAGAAGCACUUGAGUUCUGUAAAAAGAAAUCAUGUGGUCAUCCAGGAGAGCCAGAGAACGGCAGAGUUAUUAUAACAGAUAUUCUCUUUGGGUCAACCGUCAGCUUCACGUGUGAAGAAGGGCACCGGUUGAUUGGAGAGCCUUACAGACGAUGUGAGAUUUCUGGCAUGCGUGUUGCAUGGAGUGGUGAAGUUCCCCUUUGUGAGAAGGUUAGAUGCCCAGCCCCGCAGAUCCGGAAUGGAAGAAGAAUAUCUGAUGACAGACAUGUCUAUUCGUAUAAAGACAAUGUUACCUUUGUGUGUGAUCCCGGCUACACCAUGAAGGGUCACAGUCUGAGUCAGUGCCAAACUGAUGACACGUGGGAUCCACCUUUGCCGGUCUGUGAGCCAGCCACGUGCUUAGGCCCAGAAGUGGAGAAUGGCAGAACAAAUGGGGUACAGCCUGCCUACAGACCCAGAGACCUCAUUGUGUUCGAAUGUGACCCUGGUUACACCUUGAGCGGCAGCCCCGAGACUCAGUGCCAAGAUGAUGGUAGAUGGGAUCCUCCUGUUCCUGUCUGUGAAAGAAUGCUGCAGUGUCCCUCUCCUCCAGCCAUCGCCAAUGGGAAGCCCAGCGACCAGGACUUGGCAGUGUUCAGCAGCGGAAUGUCUGUAAAUUACAGCUGUGAGCCCGGCUAUUCCCUUACUGGGCAGGCAUCUAUUUAUUGUACGGCAUCCGGAACUUGGAGCCCUCCCCCUCCUCGGUGUGAAGAAGUUCUCUGCAUUGCCCCAGAAAUCCAGAAUGGAAGAAAAGUAGCUGGACGUGGACCUGUCUAUAGACCCAGGGAUACUGUUAGGUUUGAAUGUGAUCCUGGCUACACCCUGAUUGGCAGCCAUCAGAUUCAGUGCCGAGAUGACAGAACCUGGGAUCUUCCUGUUCCGGUCUGCAUACAGGCGUUGCCGUGUCCCCCACCUCCAUUCAUUGUCAAAGGGAAGCACAAUGCCAAGCCAUUGGCAGCUUUCCCCAGUGGAACAUAUGUGAACUACAGCUGUGAACCUGGCUACGCCCUCCGUGGAGAGGCUUCGAUCUAUUGUACCACAUCUGGAACGUGGAGCCUCCCUUCUCCUCUAUGUGAAGGUUCCUAUAACUUCAUCUCAGUAGUGCUUGGGAUCGCAGGUGGUGUGCUGCUGCUUCUCCUGGUUACCAGAAUUAUGUGGAAGAUUAUGUCUAAGCAGAAUGCAGGCUAUUACUAUACACAUGAAAACAAGUACCAGAUACCUUUGGCCCACAUAACUGAAUAAAAAAAUUCAUUUGCACCAUAGCAGGCAGGAAACUGCUUCUCAUCAUGGUUGAGUAUUUUGCCUGGAGAACACGGAAGCAUUUCCUUCACCGUCUUUGUGGGUAAUUUACCUUGUUGCAACGAAGUUCCCUAGGGGAAAAUGCAAAGUCAUAACAUAUUGUGACGUUAUUACUGCAGCUGCUUCCAUUAGAUGCUUAUAGCAGUUUCGUUCAUUAAGAUCAACUUUACACAGCACCAGACUGUAGCUUUUAGGCCUCCUUCAUACCCUCCUGCUGUUUGUCCAUGUAAAUGUCUUGCAUGCAGACUUCUGAAAUGAACAAGAGAUGCUGCAGCAUCAAGGAUGCUUACUCCUCAGAUUAUGCUCUGGCCUUCUUUCCCUUUCAUGGAAAUUCGUGUUUCUGAGCAGUUGACUAAGCAAUCUGUCACCUGGAGGAGGAGAAGACACAAGGGCCGCUGAGCCUGCCUUGAUCAGAAACUGCAAGCACAGGACCCUGAACUUCCUCCUGAGUAUGCUUCGUUGACUGCCACAGCGGUUGUCUUGAAAAGUUUGGGAAGCUUGUGUGUGUGAGAAAGGAACCUUUAAUUUUGAGGGGUUCGUGGAUUUUAUAAGAGUGCUUCAUGACUGCCAACCCUGUAUCUUUUUAGUUUUACUUGCUCUUCAAAGACACAGCACUUAAUGUCCUUCACCUUUAUAGUAGAGACACAAUCAACUUUUACAACCCGUUGUAAUUUUUAACCCCUCUAAAAAUAAGACUAGGAUGAAAUUUUGUCUUCAAUGUUUAAUUUUUUCUUCUUGGAUCACUUACUUUAAAAUGACUUAAUAGGCAUGAAA
This is a messenger RNA of Gopherus evgoodei (Goodes thornscrub tortoise), 6920 nucleotides long. Its product is annotated as complement receptor type 1-like. Gene Ontology annotation, biological process: negative regulation of complement activation, classical pathway. The transcript has 40 exons. Bases 54 to 6089 code for a protein of 2011 amino acids. The record is from RefSeq and is a predicted model, not a curated record. Lineage: Eukaryota; Metazoa; Chordata; Testudines; Testudinidae.